Messenger RNA from Petromyzon marinus (sea lamprey), 4474 nucleotides. It is a transcript of the gene PMPCA, whose product is annotated as peptidase, mitochondrial processing subunit alpha. The record is from RefSeq and is a predicted model, not a curated record. Gene Ontology annotation, cellular component: mitochondrion. Lineage: Eukaryota; Metazoa; Chordata; Hyperoartia; Petromyzontiformes; Petromyzontidae. Gene Ontology annotation, molecular function: metalloendopeptidase activity; metal ion binding.
UCACGCCCCCCCCCACCCUCUCCCCCCCCACCCUCAACCAGGCCGGGCUGUGAUGGCGGCGCGCUGCGGGAUCGCGGGAGGUCGCGUCGGCUCGUGGUGGAGCAACAGGAGGUACGGCCUCGGCUUCAGGCGCAGCUUCUGCGAGGGCAGCGGCCACUCCGGGGCGCCCCUCACGCAGCCGCUGCCAGGGCUGCCCCUCCCCGUGUAUGCCCAGGUGACGGGCAACGAGACAUAUGACACACACGUCACCACGUUGGGCAACGGCCUCAGGGUCGCGUCGCAGCGCAAGUUCGGCAAGUUCUGCACAGUGGGAGUUUUGGUGAAUUCCGGAUCGCGACACGAAGUUAAAUAUCCCAGCGGAAUCUCCCACUUCUUGGAAAAGCUUGCGUUCUCUUCCACAGCCCGGUAUGGGAGCCGCGAUGAAAUCCUUCACAUGCUGGAAAAGCACGGCGGCAUCUGUGACUGCCAGACCUCCAGGGACACGACGAUGUACGCCGUGUCGGUGGACUCGAGCGGACUGGAGACGGUCGUGAGCCUCCUGUCGGACGUCAUCCUGCAGCCGCGAUUCACAGACGAGGAGUUGGAGAUGACGAAGACAACGAUCGGCUUCGAGCUGGAGGACCUGGCCUUGCGGCCGGACCCGGAGCCGCUCCUCACGGAGAUGAUCCACGCGGCGGCGUUUCGCGAGAACACGGUGGGGCUGGCCCGGUACAGCCCCGCCGAGAGCCUGCCCCUCGUCGACCGCCCCAUGCUGCACGACUUCCUGCGCAGCCACUACUCGCCCGAUCGCAUGGUGCUGGCCGGAGUGGGCGUCGACCACGGCACGCUGGUCCAGUACGCCGAGCGCCACCUGCAGGGCGUGACCCCGGUGUGGGGCGCGGGGAAAGGCGUCGACCCGGACCGCUCGGUGGCACAGUACACGGGCGGACAGGUGAAGGAGGUGAAGGACAUGUCCAACGUGAGCAUGGGCCCCACGCCAAUCCCCGAGCUCACCUACGUCGUCAUCGGCCUGGAGAGCUGCUCCUUCCUGGAGGACGACUUCGUGCCGUUUGCGGUGCUGAACAUGAUGAUGGGGGGCGGCGGCUCCUUCUCAGCUGGGGGGCCCGGCAAGGGCAUGUUCACGCGCCUCUACCUCAACGUGCUCAACAGGUUUCACUGGAUGUACUCGGCCACGUCCUACCACUUCAGCUACGAGGACACCGGCCUCUUCUGCAUCCACGCCAGCGCCGACCCGCGUCAGGUGAAGGAGAUGGUUGAGAUCAUCACUCGGGAGUUUGUGCUGAUGGCAGGAAACGUAGGAGAGGCGGAGCUGGACAGGGCCAAGACACAGCUGCGCUCAAUGCUCAUGAUGAACCUGGAGUCUCGCCCCGUCAUCUUCGAGGACGUGGGACGCCAGGUGCUGUCGACCGGGCAGCGCAAGCUGCCGCACGAGCUCUGCUCGAUGAUCGAGGCUGUGACGGCGCACGACGUGCAGCGCGUGGCGCGCCGCAUGCUCUCCGGAAAGCCGGCCGUGGCGGCGCUGGGCGACCUGUCUGAGCUGCCCCCCUACGAGCAUAUCCAGCAGGCGCUCGCCUCCAAGGAUGGCCGCCUGCCCUACUCCUUCCGCCUCUUCCGGUAGUGGCGGAGAGAGGGAGCUCCGCGGCCCGACCCCGCCGGUGCUGCUCGUGCCCCGCGUGGGACCGGUGGGGGGGCGGUGUGCGGGGAAGCGCCGCUGUCACGUUGGCGCGCACAACGGCACGCUCGCCGGUGAGCGAAAGACGUUUGUUGUUACGGGCGGCGACGGAAACGGGGGCGGGGAAACGGCGGCACGUGGGCCGGACACAGAUCACUCAAUUGGGAUCGUAGGCCGCAGCAAUCAUCACCCUCUGCUGCGAAACGUUGCGGAAGCAACCGCUAUAAGCGGCGUGCGUAGCGAGCCACGACGCAUUGCGUUACCGUGCGUGCGUUUACAGGUUCACAAUUGUUUAGUGCCCCGUGCCGUCGGCUGUCGAGCUUAAAGUGGGGGCGCGCCGCGAAGACCGAGCGAGCUCCAGAGCGUGCCGCAGAGUGAAAGGGUUGAAUCACUGCCACCUGCAGGACGCGCGGAGUGAGAAUGCACGCGGGAAUCGCCAAGGGAUGCGUGCCCUCGUGUGCGUACUAUGGGCGCGGUGAAGAGCGGCGUGUACGCGGCAACGUGGUUUUACACGGCGAUCGAAUGCCGAAGCUGUGCGUACACGAGCGUGUGAAAUCAGCUGGUGAGCCAGCCGAUUUUUUACUGUACACGCACAGAUGUGAUUUUGCUGAGCGCACAGCAGAACUUGUAGGCAUUUGGCUCCCGGACCUGGUUUGGGUUCCCACGCGAUUUAAAUCGUCCACCUUCGGCCCACAAAGGCUUGGCUUGUCGUGAAGGCUUUCGGGCGGCACCUGGGCCUCCGCCUCGUGUUUCCCUCAUCGCGCUUUGAUAUCGUUUUUCUCCCAAACGUAUUCCACUUGUGCUGUUGGACAUCGCGUCAUGGAUUUUACGGGCUUUCCGUUCAGAACUCUUAGUGAGCAGCUGCCUCGCAACCCCCCCGUGUUAGAGAACGGCUCCAGAAGUUGCCGUCGCAGAACGACUUCUCCACCGCUCGGCACAAGGGGUGCCCAAUCACAUGCCCUGCAGUGAGUUUAGCAUGGAACAAAAAAUGCUCAACUUUGCAGAGCAGGAACUACCUUAAAUCAAGUCCGUUCGACUUGGGAAUCAGGUUUCAUCACUGGCGGCUGAAACCGGCAUUCUAUUGUAAUGUUAAAUGAUUAGCUCAUUAAGUUUGGGUCAAUAAUGUUGGUGAAUAAUUUUUUUUAAAAUAUAAUUUUCCUGUUUUUACUGCUUUGUGUGGUACUGCUGGAGCCACCGUGGUUGCUCUGAAGUUGUGUCGUGGCACUGUAAGUGACAUCAUAACAACGCAGCGCGUUCAUUCAGCACGGAGGCUUUCACAGCCAAUGGUACGAGUCACCAUUGACUUUUGCAUUAAGCCCCCCUUCACGAUUCGGCAAAAUGUGUCAUUAGGAACCCACCACCACCACUACUACCCACCCGAUUCCGAAUUUCUGGAUCUUGAUGCAGUCGCAAGCGAAAAACGUCACAUCCUCUUAAGUCGCUGCUGAAACGAUAAGAAUCGGAGCAUUCUUACAAUGCUUGUACACCGUGUGGCAAACAUUUUUUUUGCCUCCGUCAGGUGAUUGGGGGGGGGGGGUAUUACGAUACAGAUUUGGUUAGGUCAUUACGUGGACUAAGGCAAAAAAAGGAAUGACGAAUAAAUUUCAUGUGUUUUGUAACAAACAAUUCCCAUACUCUGUGGGCGAGUUUGCUCGUUUGUUGCUGCAAAGAAAGGAAGUGUUCAGAACGUGAUGCGUUGGUACGGUCACACGGUUGUUAAUGUGUUAAACGAGCAGGCCGACGUGGUGUGGCAGCUGUAAACGUGAAAACAGUGUUUUGUGCGUCACGUUUCCGUUGCGUUAGGGUUUAGUUUUAAGGCUGCAGGAACGUUUGAUUCGAUGUCGGGAUAUUAACGUUGUAGCUCGUGACCUUAUAUUGUACCCACCCAUGGCUACGCGAGUAUUUUUUAUUUUAAAACGUUCUUUCACUGGAAUACAAAGGAGACGGUUACACACAGGAAGCCGUAUUUGCAGCCUGACAUUGGUGCCGAAACGAGUAAAAAAAAGUGGGCCAGACAUCGUGCUUUUGAAGCUGUGCCGCAUCAUCACCGGAGCUCAGCAGCUCGCGAACUUCAAAUCGGCGUGGCUAUCGGCACCAGCUCUUGGGCGAGCGGCGUAGCUAUGGAGUGCGUAUGCAGGCGGUGGCAGUCCACUGAGGCCCAUGGGGUUGAAGGGGCCCAGGUGCCGGGCUAUGAAGGGAGUGGGGGGGGGCCCAUUUAAUUCCUUGAAUCCAGAGCCCAGACUACAAAGUUUAGUCACCCCACUUUACCAAGCAGUACGUGUGUAUAAACAUGUGAGUACAAAGCGUGGAAGAGUAGGCCAAAUGCUCUCGAGCAGGGCUCCCUCUCGCGAUGGGCCCGACGUGCGAUCUCGUGGUCAAACAUGUUUGGGAAUGGCUACUUUUAAAGGAUGAUGUUUGAAACCGUUGGUAAUUGAGUUGUCGCACCAUAUGUAGGUGCGGGGGAAGGAUAAACUAAACACAGAAAUAAGUUCUAAAGAAAUUAGUUUGUCAAUCUAGAUAAUUUAAAAGUCCAUAGUUCCAGUGGGUUCCUAAAAUCGGAAGAGCGUUCCAGAUAACCACAGAAUCGCAUCCGAAAGCGCGAUGUGGCGACUCUUUAAUUGCAGUGUCUGUCGGUUACAAUUUCAUGAAGCGUCGCUGCCGACACGAGCGCUGGCUACCACCAUGCGCCCGUUUGUGCGUUCAGUUUGUGUUGUUGCCAGCACGAUGUGUGUGAUGUACAUGCACGCAAAGCUGUUUUGUGCAGCAUGUGGAGAAAAAUCAACAUUAAAAGGAAAGAAACAC